Molecule: messenger RNA, 552 nt
Organism: Thrips palmi
Lineage: Eukaryota; Metazoa; Arthropoda; Insecta; Thysanoptera; Thripidae
Exons: 2
Source: RefSeq, a predicted model, not a curated record
GCGGACGGCGGCUUCGGCUUCUCGGGGAGCAGCGAGGCCGCGGCGGCCGUGGAGGGCCAGACGAGGAACUUCGGUGGCGCGUCCGUGUUCGGGCAGGCCCGGCGCCGGCCCGACUGCCCGGAGUGCCACCCCUCCGUCUACAGCUACUGCGGCGACAGACUGCUGCACGACGCCUGCUGCUGCCUCAGGGACUCGCAACCUCUGCCUCCUCAGUGCAACCUGGCCGACUGCUCCUUCCUGCACUCCAAGUCCUGCUACGAGCACAACCUCAUCACUCGGUGCUGCUGCGACCGCCGCCUGUUUUAGGCCAGUCAACGCCGGCCGAAAUAUUUAUGAAAGCAUUUUAAAUUAUUAUUGUGACUUUUGAGAGCUGCUGCGGCGUUGGGAGGCGCGAAAACUAGUGUCGUUGUUUUUAAGCGCAUUUGUCCCUGUUAAAAUGUUCUUCACAUUACUAGUCUCAAAAGUAAAAUAAAAUCGUUAUCUGUUUUAAGUUCAUGUGUGAAUAGCUCGCCCAUUCAUCUGCAUAAGAAAUAAAACAGUUUUCCCAUUAAA